GAGCUAAGUACCUUUUCCCAUUCCAUCAUCCUUCCCUUCCCCCGGCGGGAUUGAGACUUCCGACUCUCGUCCUCGCCACCGGCGCCGCCUCGUCGCUCGGCCACCGCCGCUCCAUCGCACCGAGAGAGAGAGAGAGAGAAAUGGAGGUAGAGAGACUUGGGUGCAUGAACUCGUUCGUGGACCAGGGGAGCGUGGAGAGCUGCCGCUACUUCCUGGCGCGGCGCACCGUCCUGGAGAUGCUCCGCGACCGUGGCUAUCCCAUCCCCGCCGAGCAGAUCAACCUCACCCUCGACGAAUUCCGCUCCGAGUACGGCGAGAGCCCCGAUCGCAAUCGCCUCAGCCUCUCCUACUCCCUCUCCUCGCAGCCCAACAACAAGGUUCAUGUUAUAUUUUGUGGAACUGAACCUGUCAAAUUGGCAGUGAUACGUGAAAUAUACAUGCAAGUUGGUAAAGAAAAUUUGUAUGGGUUAAUAUUAAUUCUCCAAAGCAAAAUGACAUCGAAAGCUCGAGAAGCAAUCAAAGAUAUUUUCAAAUUUAAAGUGGAGACAUUUCAUAUCACUGAAUUGCUGGUCAACAUUACAAAGCAUGUUUUGAAGCCAAGGCAUGAUGUGCUUACAGAAGAAGAGAAACAGAAGCUUUUAAAGAAGUACAACGUGGAGGAUAGCCAGCUUCCUCGAAUGCUGGAAACUGAUGCAAUUGCUCGAUAUUAUGGUCUUCAGAAGGGACAGGUUGUGAAGGUGACGUACGAUGGAGAACUUACUCGGUCUCAUGUCACUUACCGCUGUAUCAUGUGAUAACAACUUGUGGAAAUAUAACCAAAUGUUAGUUCUGCAAUGCGCUGUUUGUUUCUAACUCUGCAUGUCACAUGGAUUGCUAGCUUGAAUUGACCUUUUUCCCCCCUUUUUUGGGUACCAAUGAUCAUUCAUGUUUUAUUUGCUUAGUUUUCUGUCUUUGUUAGUUCAUUAUCUGGUUCUUGCUCCAUAGGGAACUGCUAACAAACCGAUAGGAUGUCACCUAAGUUUCUGAACUUUUUUUCUGACCACAAUCUUCUAUCGAACAAUCUGUUAAUUUGCCAGAUUUGGCUCGAUUAUGUACAUGUGCUU
Messenger RNA from Elaeis guineensis (African oil palm), 1103 nucleotides. RefSeq names its product DNA-directed RNA polymerase V subunit 5A. Lineage: Eukaryota; Viridiplantae; Streptophyta; Magnoliopsida; Arecales; Arecaceae. The record is from RefSeq and is a predicted model, not a curated record. Gene Ontology annotation, molecular function: DNA binding. Gene Ontology annotation, biological process: transcription by RNA polymerase II; tRNA transcription by RNA polymerase III; transcription elongation by RNA polymerase I.